GGCGUCGUUCUCCCAAACUAGGGCAAAGCAGCAACAGCAGCGAGCAGCCUCUGGUGGCUGGGUGGGCUGGGGGCCUUGCUUCCUGGCCUGCUCUCCCUCCUCCUGGCCCUCAUGGGGAGUCAACAAGAGUCCAGCCUGGAGACAGGCGAGCUUCCCCCAGACAAUGACCAAGCACAGGUUGCCAACAAUGAAUCCAGGAGGCUCAGCAAAGAACAGAUAUAUAUAUUAAUAGCAACAGCAUCUGUCAACUUCAGUUCAAUGAUCUGCUAUUCAGUCCUGGGACCCUUUUUUCCAAGCGAGGCAGAAAAGAAAGGUGCUAGCAGUACAGUAGUUGGACUCAUUUUUGGAUGCUUUGCGUUAUUCAACUUCUUGACAUCUUUGAUAAUGGGCAAAUAUCUUGUACAGAUUGGAGCAAAAUUUAUGUUCGUUUCUGGAAUGUUUGUCUCAGGAUUUAUUACUGUUCUCUUUGGGCUGUUGGACAGAGCACCUGAUGGACCCAUCUUCAUAGGACUCUGUUUUUUGGUCCGAGCAGUGGACGCGAUUGGUUUUGCUGCAGCAAUGACUUCCUCAUUUUCUAUUCUUGCAAAGGCGUUCCCUAACAACAUAGCUACAGUUCUGGGCAGCCUUGAAAUUUUUACUGGACUAGGACUAGUACUUGGGCCCCCUCUUGGUGGCUUUUUAUACCAGUCGUUUGGCUAUGAAGUCCCUUUCAUUGUACUUGGAAGCUUAGUGUUGCUCUUGGUGCCUCUCUAUAUGUAUAUUUUACCAAAAUACGAUUCAACGCCUAGUAAAGAUUCAUUCUGGAAGCUUGUUGUUAUACCUAAAAUUAUCCUCCUCAGUCUUACAAUAUUUUCAUUAAGUGCAUGCUUAGGAUUUCUAGAUCCUACAAUGUCACUAUUUGUCUUGGAAAAGUUCAGAUUGCCUGCUGGCUAUAUAGGACUUGUUUUCUUGGGGCUAGCACUCUCCUAUUCUUUAUCUUCACCAUUAAUUGGUUUUCUUAGUGAUACAAAGCCACAUUUAAGGAAAUGGUUACUGACCUUUGGGGGCCUACUGACUGCACUAUGCUAUUUUCUCUUGGGACCGGCUCCCAUUUUACACAUUGAAAGCAAGCUUUGGCUCUUUGUUCUAAUGUUGGUUCUGGUUGGUUUCUCUCUUGGGAUGAGCAGUAUGCCGGUGUUCCCUGAGAUACUCAGCUGUGCAUAUGAGAAUGGAUUUGAAGAAGGAUUAAGUUUGUUAGGGCUGGUGUCGGGGCUCUUCAGUGCAAUAUGGUCACUUGGGUCUUUUGUAGGUCCAACAUUAGGUGGAUUUCUUAAUGAAAAGCUGGGUUUUGAAUGGGCUGCAGCCAUUCAAGGUGGAUUCCCACUGUUAAGUGGGCUAGCAGUGGGAAUGUUCUAUAUCUGCGAGGCCUCACAUAGAAGAAGAUCCAGUCGUGAAAACCUGUUGGGCACAGAGCAAGAAAGAGCUCAUCUUUUAUCAAGUGAAACGUAGCUGGAAGUCUUUGCCAUUCCAGGCUGAAACCAAACUUCUUGUGACUAAUUUAGAAGCCUAACGCACAAACGAGGAGCAACAAAUAACCUUAAAUAUGGUCACCCUUUUCAUAAUGAUCCAUUACGAUCUCUGGAUUCUGGAACUGUAAUGUACUUCUCCAUUAUCAGAAAACAAAUGCCUUUUAAAAAAACAUUUUUGCAAUGAACUAUUAGAACUGGUUACAACUGUGACCUGUAAAGAUGGCAGAUGGAGAAGGAAAAAAUUGCACAAUGUGAAAUAAUGCAUUGCACACUGUGAAAUACGUUCUGUAAUUCUCUACUUUUGUACUUUAAUAUCACAGAUAAAGCCAGUACUAAAAAAAAUGCAGGUUCAAUUUCUUUAGAAGUAUAUUUUGUUAAUACCUUUCAAAGAAUAUUACACUGAACUUUUUAAAGAAUAUUAUGAUAUUAUUUGUGUACCAAUUUGAAAUAAAGAACAAACCACUACAGUUUAUAAAAA
Sceloporus undulatus (fence lizard) is the source of this 1986-nucleotide messenger RNA. RefSeq names its product solute carrier family 18 member B1 (gene SLC18B1). Gene Ontology annotation, molecular function: transmembrane transporter activity. The transcript has 14 exons. Gene Ontology annotation, biological process: transmembrane transport. Lineage: Eukaryota; Metazoa; Chordata; Lepidosauria; Squamata; Phrynosomatidae. The coding region runs from base 112 to 1488 and encodes 458 amino acids. The record is from RefSeq and is a predicted model, not a curated record.